AUGGCCUGGGCCUCCUGCCGCCCGUCCAGCGUCCUAGAGAGGGUAAACCGGCGAUGGGCCGAUGCACUCCUGGGCCUCCCCCAACGCUCGCGGCCCGGCCCAGGCCUGCGUCGGGCGGACCGGCUCGGGGCUAGGGUUUUCCCUGCCCGUCAUGCGCCGCCACCACCCUGUGUCCCCGCUGCAUCUCGAUCCCGCUCCUCUCGUCUCGCAAAUCACCCGUCGGGCGCGUACGUCCCCGCCGUUCCCCAGGCCCCAUUCGCUCUGCCCCGUCGGCCGGCAGGCCCUGGCUCUCCCUCCUCCUCGUCCCUUCUUCGGCCUGCCUGCACAGCCGGCGACGAGCCCGAUCCCUCUGCCCGGCGACCGGCUCUGCUUGCCAUCCCCUCCGUGCGGCGCACCUACUGGGACGUGCUGAUGACUCGCCUCACCGGGGACGGCCAGGCCCGGCCGAAAAGGCCUCUCCCGGCUGGGCAGGGACUCCUCCCUGCGCUGGCCCCUCGAGACGUCGUCCAGGAAGGGGGCAUGGGCGCCGGCUCUUUGCACUCCGGCCAUGGGGGUUCCAACCGGCCAGGGAGGUCCCCGGAAUACUACUCCGGGACCUCCCUUCGCCGUCCGCCACCUCCUCGUGACCCGGCGAGGGAUCCCCGCCUGCCGUUGCCGGGUUCGCCGGGGACUGUCGCCGCCUGGAGGCCGCCCGCGCGGUCGACCUGGACCGGGAAGCGACUCUGCGUGCGGAGUUGGUUGCGCGUCCCCCUCCGGCAUCUCAGCCGCGUGAUGAGCCAGCGCCCCGCGAUCCCCCGGCUCGGGACCUCGCUCACCGCCCCGCGGCACCUUCCUGGCGGCGUGAUCAUCAGGAUCACUGCCGAGGGGAGCGGUAGGGCGGGCCUCCAAUGCGGCGCGGUGAUGAUGGCCGCCGUGCCGACUGGCGCUCCUCUCGGGCGGAGGGUGCGGACUGGCGCCGGGAUGACAGGCCUUCUAGGCACGUGUCGCCACAGGCCCUGCCUGCUGCUCCGCUUCCCGCCCAGGCCCCGGCAAAGAAGAAGAAGAAGUCGAAGAAGAAGAAGGCCGCUGGGUCUAACAUUGUCGGUGCUGGCGGCCUGACACCGCCAGGAGCUCAGGGGGCUCCUAAGCAGGAGGCUCUGGACCCCCCCCCCCUGCUCGGGUUAACCGCCAGCGCUCCCGCGAGGACUCGAUGUGCAUCAACUACGGCAUUGACAUCCGCUUGUUAGGACCCGGGACCGGGACCGGCUUCAGCUCAUCCUGGACGCGUUGAUGGCGGCCGCCCGACGGCUCUCCACUACCUAGCUUGCUGCCUAGCCUGUCCCCGUGAGGGCGUUUUUUGUUUCUUUUUUUUAUUGGGCUGGACUGUGCUGUUGCCCCAGCGGACUCUCUUUUUUAUUUCUUUGCUCGGACAUGUUGGUUGGAUUCUGGUCGUUGUGCUUUAUCUAUAAAGCGGGGCGAAAGCUUGUUUCGAGAGGUUACCCCACCUGGGG
Messenger RNA from Hordeum vulgare subsp. vulgare (domesticated barley), 1490 nucleotides. RefSeq lists its product as uncharacterized. The transcript is spliced from 2 exons. Bases 1 to 1098 code for a protein of 365 amino acids. Lineage: Eukaryota; Viridiplantae; Streptophyta; Magnoliopsida; Poales; Poaceae. The record is from RefSeq and is a predicted model, not a curated record.